Molecule: messenger RNA, 1023 nt
Organism: Porites lobata
Lineage: Eukaryota; Metazoa; Cnidaria; Anthozoa; Scleractinia; Poritidae
Source: the annotation of a GenBank genome assembly
AUGAAACUGUUUUCAGUUCUGCCAAUGUUUCUUUUGAUGUUCUCCGUUUCAGGUAAUCCGGAUUGACAGCGUUUUAAAAAAGUCGAAUGAAUAGUGAAAGAAGACUGCUCGGCUCGCAAAAGGGAAAACUUAAUCCGCGUUUUCCAGCGGAUUAGAUCCUGGCCUAAAAAAUGCGUCGCAGUGGCGAGCGAAACUGCUUAACUUUUGUUUAGCAGUAGCUAUUACCCGAAGUUUUAAACUACCUAGAGGAAGAGUACCGCUAGCUACGAAAUCAGCCGUCAGAUCCCGUAACUCGAGGAAACCGAGUGGCUAUGAUACAAGUGGUCAAUUUAAAGUGAAUCGCCUUCUGUAAUAUAUUUGGAUUACAGCGAUUGAAAUUGAUACAAAACUAGGCUAAAACGUGAACUGAUUUUAAAGUCUUCAUCUUUUUGUCACCACCACGAUAUAAAAAAGUAGCAAAGCUUGCAGCUCGAUUCCAACGUACUUUCGUCGUAGCCAUUUCACAACCGCGUAGGAGAUCGAGUCUAACGUUUUUUUUAGUCUUGUGUUCCUCGCUGUAAGGAGAGAAGUCGAAUCAUUUCUUGUUUAUUUCUAGGUUAUUGCCCUGGAAGUUGGAAACAGUUCAAAAGCUAUUGUUACAUCGUGAGCAGCCACAUUACGACUUGGCAAGGGGCUCAGUCGUACUGCAAAAGGUGGGGAGGAGAACUGGUAAAGAUCAACAGCUUUGAUGAAAACGAGUUUGUACUGAAGCUGGUUCACAGCCGUGCGCCAUCGCUGAAACAAAUUUGGAUCGGACUCAAGUGGAAUCCAAGCGUCAACAAUUUCAUUUGGUCUGACAACUCAGUUCCAUUCUACAAGUUCUGGGCUCCGCGUGAACCGAAUGGAAAGUCCAGGGAGCCAUGCAGCAACAUGUGGAUUGCGCGAACCUCCCUGCCUUACCAUGCUUCUGGUUACUGGAAUGACCGCCCCUGUGGGAUUGUUUCAGGAUAUCCUUGUGGAUUUGCCUGUAAGAAGCUGGCAUAG